CCAAAACUGAAAACUAUUCAAUUUUCUCUCAACUUUUCAUUUUCCCAGGAAACAAACACCAAAAGCAAAGCAAACCCAGAACAAACAAAAACUAUCAUAGAAAGAAAAAGGAGCAAACUUUCUCUCUUCAGACGAAUUUUCCGGGAAAAUGAAGGAAACCCAGAUGAAGAUGAGAGAGAAAGAUUGUGUCUUUGACUUUCAGCCAUUGAGAAAGGGAAAACCCAUUUUUUGUAUUGGGCUCAGCUCGGCCCAUUAACCAAAUUAAAUGGGCCAUGAAGCCCGUUUCUAUCAAAAGACUCCAUUUUUAAGGAAAGGGUUUAAGACUCGUAUAUAAAGACAGUUGCUUUCUUCUCCAAACUAAGCUUUGACUGGCUCUCUCUCUUUCUCUCUCUCUCCUUUUCCCUCCAUUGAAGAAGCUUGCUUUGUGUUAAUAUGGAUAUUGAUAAUGAAGUUAGCAAGAUGAAUAUAAAAUCAACUGAAGAUACUGGUGUUGAUACUUCAAUUCCAAUGGACUCCCAAGACGAUUCUAGUAAUCAGGUAAAAGGUAAAGAAAAGGAAGAACUUAGUGACUCAAUGGGGAAACUAAACAUUGAUGAGGAUUCAUCAUCUUCUCUGGGAGGAGCUUCUUCAAGUACCUUUAAGAAAAAACCAGUCAUCAUUAUUGUUGUUGGGAUGGCAGGGAGUGGAAAAACAACCUUCCUUAAUCGGUUGGUCUACCACACACAUGUAUCUAACUAUAGGGGUUAUGUUAUUAACCUCGACCCUGCUGUGAUGACACUCCCAUUUGGUGCAAACAUUGAUAUUAGAGAUACCGUUCGAUACAAGGAAGUCAUGAAGCAAUUUAAUCUUGGACCUAAUGGUGGAAUUCUUACUUCACUUAAUUUGUUUGCUACUAAGUUUGAUGAGGUGGUUUCGGUUAUUGAGAGACGGGCUGAUGAGCUCGAUUAUGUACUUGUUGAUACUCCUGGUCAGAUUGAGAUAUUUACUUGGUCUGCUUCUGGUGCAAUUAUCACCGAAGCUUUUGCUUCUACAUUUCCUACUGUGGUCACUUAUGUAGUUGACACGCCCCGUUCGUCUAGCCCAGUAACUUUUAUGAGUAAUAUGCUUUAUGCCUGUAGUAUACUUUACAAGACACGGUUACCCCUUGUGCUCGCGUUUAACAAGACCGAUGUGGCUCAACAUCAAUUCGCUUUAGAGUGGAUGGAAGAUUUCGAAGCAUUUCAAGCUGCGAUAAAUGCAGACGACUCUUACUCCUCGACUUUAACCCAAAGCCUCUCCCUUGUACUGGACGAGUUUUAUAAGAACUUACGUUCUGUUGGUGUAUCUGCGGUUUCUGGUGCUGGAAUGGAUGACUUCUUUAAGGCAAUCGAAGCAAGUUCUGAAGAGUAUAUGGAAACUUAUAAGGCUGAUCUUGACAAGAGACGUGCAGAGAAGCAACGGUUGGAGGAAGAGCGAAGAAAGGAGAAUAUGGAUAAACUGAGGAAAGAUAUGGAGAAAUCGAACGGUGAAACUGUUGUUUUAAGCACCGGUUUGAAGAACAAAGAAGAGAACAGCAUCAGUAAAGGCAUGAUGGAUGAAGAAGGCGAAGAAGAAGAUGAGGAUAUUGAGUUAUUUUCUGAAGACGAGGAUGCUAUCGAUGAGGAUGAAGAUGAAGAAGAGGUUUCUCGAUACUCAUUUUAGUGUUGAUUAUCUUCGAGCCUCGAUCGAGGGGAGGGAUAAAGGGGCAUGAUUUGUUUGGAGCAAAAACUGUGUAUAAGACUUUAUUUGGAACAAAAAAAAACUGUGUAUAGAACAACUAACUUAAGAAGAUGAUGAUGAUGAUGAUAAUAGUGGUCUGCUCACUCUUCUGUCAAAGCUUUAAUUGGCACAGUUUUUCUAUUAAUUUUUCAACAUUACCAAA
Molecule: messenger RNA, 1900 nt
Organism: Cannabis sativa
Lineage: Eukaryota; Viridiplantae; Streptophyta; Magnoliopsida; Rosales; Cannabaceae
Product: GPN-loop GTPase QQT2
Exons: 7
Coding region: 433-1680 (415 amino acids)
Molecular function (GO): GTPase activity
Source: RefSeq, a predicted model, not a curated record